Ailuropoda melanoleuca (giant panda) is the source of this 2704-nucleotide messenger RNA. RefSeq names its product TNF superfamily member 14 (gene TNFSF14). Gene Ontology annotation, cellular component: membrane. NCBI's taxonomy places the organism in Eukaryota, Metazoa, Chordata, Mammalia, Carnivora, Ursidae. Gene Ontology annotation, molecular function: tumor necrosis factor receptor binding. Gene Ontology annotation, biological process: immune response. The record is from RefSeq and is a predicted model, not a curated record. Bases 127 to 852 code for a protein of 241 amino acids. The transcript is spliced from 4 exons.
ACCCACGGGCGCCUGUCUGCAGUGCGAAGCCCAGAAGCAUUGGGCAAUUGUGGUUUCCUCCCUGCCCAGGGACCCAGCUGUGCUAGCCCAGCCCCCGGGGUGUCUCGGGACCUCAUCUGCUCAGGCAUGGAGGAGACAGUUGUGCGACCUUCGGUGUUCACGGUGGACGGACAGACAGACAUCCCAUUCACGAGGCUGGGGCGCAGGCGCCGGAGACGGCCGUGCACUGCGGCCCAGGUGGGCCUGGGCCUGCUGCUGCUGCUGCUGGCGGCUGGGCUGGCCGUCCAGGGCUGGUUCCUGCUUCAGCUGCACUGGCGUCUGGGGGCAAUGGUCACACCUCUGCUGGACGGAGAUGCAGACUCGUGGAAGCAGCUGACCCAAGAGCGGAGGUCCCACCAGGCCAACCCAGCUGCACACCUUACAGGAGCCAACUCCAGCCUGACGGGCAGCGGGGGCCCGCUGCUCUGGGAGACGAAGCUGGGCUUGGCCUUCCUGCGGGGCCUCAGCUACCGCGAGGGCUCCCUGGUGAUCGCGCGGGCCGGCUACUACUACGUCUACUCCAAGGUGCAGCUGGGAGGCGUGGGCUGCCCGCAGGGGCUCAGCAGCGGCCUGCCCAUCACGCACGGCCUCUACAAGCGCACGCCCCGCUACCCCGAGGAGCUGGAGCUGCUGGUCAGCCGGCGCUCACCCUGCGGGCGGGCGACCAACCCCCGCGUCUGGUGGGACAGCAGCUUCCUGGGGGGCGUGGUGCACCUGGACGCAGGCGAGGAGGUGGUGGUCCGGGUGCCCGACGAGCGCCUGGUCCGACUCCGCGAUGGCACCCGCUCCUACUUCGGGGCUUUCAUGGUGUGAAGGAACGACUGACAGUGGACUGAGUGGGGGUCUGACAGGCAGUGUGACCUCAGGGGGUGCUCUGGGGAGCCCAAGACUCAGCAAGCAAAGAGCUCGGCGGGCACCUGCAGGGCCUGAGAACCCAGCCCCGCCUGAAGGUCGAAGACCCAGCAGGCACCUCUGGAAAACCAGAGGGAACACUGCAGACCCUGCCACAGUCAAUACUGCAGCCCAAGACCCAGAGACUCGGGGGUCUGGAGGCCCCCAGCGCGGGGGACAGCUGAUCUGCCUGAUAUUCAGGUAGAAGGGGUGAGGGGUGGGUAUUUAUGUUGUUGAUUCAGAGAAGAGUGGGACUUGGGGGUCCAGGGACUUGGCUGAAGACAGGAAGCCUCACCGUCCCCCACUCGCAUGAGUGUGGGCGGCUGUGGGGAGGGAGUCAUCGUCAGGACUCAUCCAUGAGGACAGCCCAGCCCAGGCCCACCCACGGCCACAGUCACACAUUCAAGUUCCGCCCACAGCUGCGUGGCUACACCUCAUCCUGGCCGUGUAAGGUGACCCUCGGAGACUCCCGCACAGCCCACGUGCCAUGUGCCCGUAACUGUUUGCCAACCAGCUCUCCCGGCAGGGAAGAGGCUUUGUAGUGUUCGUGAUUUUCUUGGUGUAAUUACUCCCAUCGCGGCCGGUGGCUGGCUACCAACGCAUCACCAACCGCCUGGCUGGACCCCAGCGCCGUCGUCGAGCAUUCACAUCCCACCAGGACGUCACGGCUGUGUUUCAGCACCCAGGUCAGGGCCUGGCACAGGGCGGGCACUUGGAAAAUGUUUGCAGAGAGAAAGAAAGAAGGGAGGGUGGGGAGAAAGGAAGGAAGGAAGGGGGGAAGGAGGGAGGGAGACAGAACGCAGACACACCUACGGCGUCACAGAGAGUCACACAGCUCCACAAUCGCUUUCACCACUGCACUCAUUCCCACAAAGCAUCAGAGUCUCACACAGCUACACACAAGCCAUAGUGUCACAAACAGUCAGUCACAGGCAUUGUGUGACAGCCACAUAUGACACAGUCACAAGAAGUCAUCGUCACAACCGCAGUCACCCACAGGGACCAUACAGUCAUACCAAGUGUAACACAUGGGGUACCGUGAUCAUCACAUCGGACUUCCACACGCGGCAUCACGGCCACACCCAUCACACACACACACACACACACACACACACACACACACACACAACACAUGCAGCCCAAGGUUCCUCCCUAGCCAAGACGAAUACAUCCUGGGAUGAGUACCAGACUUUGUCUGAAGCCCUGGGCUCCCCGACCACGGGUCUUGGAAAUAAAUGGUAAAUGUUGCACCUGGGUCUGUCUAUUCUCAGGGGAAGAGUGCCUCACAGAGGCAGAGGGGUAGAUGGAAUCGCUCGUGGAAAUCACUUUACAAGUUCACAGAUCAGAAAACUGAACCCAGCUGGCUCAACUCCAUGUAGGAAGCUCAGAGGCGGGGGAGGAGGGGAGAGAUCUCAUGCCCAGGUCGGCCUCCUCCUCGAGUCUCCCAUUCCUGAGGAAGGGGAGGCUCCCUCCUGCCAGGCACCCUUACUGCAGACAUCCAGGACAGAGUGCUGGUCUACCCAGCCAGCUGGAAGCUUGGAGCAAGUGGGAGCAUGGGAGGAGGGCAGAGGGAGGGGCAGAUAAUGAUACGCAUACAAAUCAGAUGGUCUGUAUAAAUGAGCAGGAACUCUGGUGUGGCCAAAGGGAGGUAUUGGUACUCAGGACCCAAAGAUAAAGGCUCAGCCCCCAGAAGUGGAUGGGUUAUUGUUGUUAUUGUCGAUACUGUUGUCGUGUUGCCUGGAAUGGGGGGAAGGAAAUAGACUUUGCAAUCAGA